Molecule: messenger RNA, 525 nt
Organism: Dovyalis caffra
Lineage: Eukaryota; Viridiplantae; Streptophyta; Magnoliopsida; Malpighiales; Salicaceae
Source: the annotation of a GenBank genome assembly
AUGCCAAGGGAUAGAGAUCCUCUGACUGUUGGCCGUGUCAUAGGGGACGUGUUGGACCCCUUCACAAAGUCUAUCUCCCUCAGGGUCAAUUACAACUCUAAAGAGGUUAGCAAUGGUUGUGAGCUCAAACCUUCUCAAGUUGUCAACCAACCGAGGGUUGAUAUUGGUGGGGAAGAUCUAAGGACCUUUUACACCCUGGUUAUGGUGGACCCUGAUGCACCCAGUCCAAGCGACCCAAACCUAAGAGAAUACUUGCAUUGGAUGGUGACUGAUAUUCCAGCAACUACUGGAGCAAGCUUUGGCCAAGAGGUUGUGUUCUAUGAAAGCCCGAGGCCGACAGUGGGAAUCCAUCGGUUUGUUUUCGUAUUGUUUCGUCAAUUGGGGAGGCAAACAGUGUAUGCUCCUGGGUGGCGUCAGAAUUUCAAUACCAGAGACUUUGCUGAGCUCUACAAUCUUGGAUCGCCAGUAGCUGCUGUUUAUUUUAACUGCCAGAGAGAGAGUGGCUCUGGUGGAAGGAGGCGAUAG